Messenger RNA from Onthophagus taurus, 1143 nucleotides. Its product is annotated as required for meiotic nuclear division protein 1 homolog. Gene Ontology annotation, biological process: positive regulation of mitochondrial translation. The record is from RefSeq and is a predicted model, not a curated record. Lineage: Eukaryota; Metazoa; Arthropoda; Insecta; Coleoptera; Scarabaeidae.
GACGUCUCAUUAAUUUUCUUUUUUGGCACACCGAUUAAAAUGAAAUUACAUAGUGUUUUACAUACUAAAAUAUUCUUACCGGCUAUUUAUAGGUUAAUACGUCCUGUAUGGCGCGAUUGGAUGAUUGGAUGGUAUACUGGGGAAGAAAUAAAACAUGAAGAAGACGGUGUUUUCAUAGAUAUGGAAACGCCGGAGUUUAAAACACCAGACUAUAGAGCUAAGAGAAAGUAUUCCAACGUUGAAUUGUUAAACUCUCAUAAAAUAGUUGCUUAUGGAGCUCCGGUAAAGUACCACUUGGAGGAUAUAUUACCAUAUUUGAAGUUAUUACCGGUAACGUGUAAUGCGCAUCAUAUACAAGGCGAAAUCGAUAUACUUCAUUCACUUUACGAAGAUAUUCAAGAAGAACCACUCGAGGUUUUUAUUUUUAGGAAUGGUGUAGCCGUUUUCUGGAACUGUAAUAACGAAAACAUCGACUAUGUAAUGGCUAUAUUAUCUGCGUUUCAAACUGUUGGUUAUAAUAUUAAAAACCGGAUCAUUUCCGACAUCACCUACUAUAAAGCUUCUAAAACUCAACAUAGUUCUGUGGGAACUGACGGAAUAUUUAUAAUUCCACAUAAAAAUAAUUUCUACGAAAAGUAUGCUACUUCUUGCAUGCUAGCGACUUCGCUUAGUUUGACGAUAUGGCAAAAAAUUGUAGAAAACAACUUGGAAAUUAUCCUAGAAAGAGCUGCUCGUGAUAUUAAUAUGGGGUGUACCAUAUCAGCAACAGAGCGAGACAUCGAACAGUUAAAUAAGAAUUUAUCAACUGUUAUAUAUUUCAUGGAAAUUAACGACCAAGUUUAUCAGCCUGCAAAUGAAGAUGGCAAAAGAAAUGUAAACCAAUAUCAUAGGGAUCUGUGCAUACUAAGUAGUAUAUCGAGAAGAAUAAAAAAUCUCGAGAAACACUUAUAUAAUUAUAAAGAAAUUUGCGGAUUAAUCGAAGUAUUUUACUCGUACAAAUCGCACACAUAUGUGUUAAUAAUGUACUACAUGAUUACAAUUUCUACUUUACUGUUGAACAUACUGAAAUAUUUUAAUAAAAUACAAGAAACUGAAGCUGAAAAGUUACAGAAAAAAUUAGCACUACAAAAUAAGCAAAAAUAA